Molecule: messenger RNA, 4652 nt
Organism: Megalops cyprinoides (Indo-Pacific tarpon)
Lineage: Eukaryota; Metazoa; Chordata; Actinopteri; Elopiformes; Megalopidae
Product: NACHT, LRR and PYD domains-containing protein 12-like
Exons: 19
Coding region: 78-4136 (1352 amino acids)
Molecular function (GO): protein binding
Source: RefSeq, a predicted model, not a curated record
AAAAAUAAAAGUGAAAGUAAAAGUGAAGCGUUUUGCAUAGGUUGCGUCCGUUUGACGGCAGAAAAGACCUGCUGACCAUGGACAGCCCUCCUGAAUCCCUCUCCUCUGACCCAGCUAAGGCCCCUGAGCCAGCAGAGAGUGAGCAGACACAAGAUUGUCCACUGAGGUGCAGUGCAGGAGAGUUAAGCCCUGAUUCAAGGGUCCAGCGAGCAGAAUCUCCAACGUUCAGCUGCAUCACAGUGAAGAGUGACCGCUCCAUGGAACAGCCAUUCCAGUUCAGCAAAGGAGAUAGAACUGAGGAUCCAAAGGUCCAGCGAGCAGAAUCUCCAACGUUCAGCUGCAUCUCAGUGAAGAGUGACCGCUCCAUGGAACAGCCAUUCCAGUUCAGCAAAGGAGAUAGAACUGAGGAUCCAAAGGUCCAACGAGCACAAUCUCCAGUAUUGAGCUGCCUCUCAAUGAAGAGUGACCGCUCCAUGGAGCAGCCAUUCCAGUUCAGCGAAGGAGAUAGAACUGAGGAUCCAAAGGUCCGGCGAGCGGAAUCUCCAACACUCAGCUGCCUCUCAGUGCAGAGUGACCGUUCCAUGGAGCAGCCAUUCCAGUUCAGCGGUGGGUUUGUUGCUGAACCUAGUGAAAGCCUGGUGUCUAACAACAUUCAUACAACAGAAUGUGUGGAUUACAGGACACAGGACACAGAUACCAGACAGAAUGAACAGUUGCAAACAGCACAAGAGGCUGUUAAAGCCAAGAUGAAGACAAGGUUCCAGAUCAUAUCUGAAGUGAUUGCAAAGCAAGGAGACCAAACCCUCCUCAACAAUAUUUACACAGAGCUCUACAUCACAGAGGGGGAGAGUGAGGGGGUCAAUACCGAACACGAGGUGAGACAGAUUGAGACAGCAUCCAGGACACAGAUCACACACGACACUGCGAUCAACUGCAAUGACAUCUUUAAACCUUUACCUGGACAAGAAAAACACAUCAAAACUGUGCUGACAAUGGGGAUCGCUGGUAUUGGAAAAACAGUCUUUGUGCAGAAGUUCAUUCUGGACUGGGCAGAAGGGAAAGCCAAUCAGGAUGUUCACUUCAUAUUUGCUCUUCCUUUUCGGGAGUUGAAUUUGCUGAAGCUGAAACAAUUCAGUCUAAUGGAGCUUAUUCACUAUUAUCACCCAGAGCUGGACAAGGUCGAAAGCAUUGAACAAGAUGAAGUCAAAGUUCUGUUUAUUUUUGAUGGUCUGGAUGAGUGUCGACUUCCUCUAGAUUUCCAAAACAACGAGCGUUGGUGUGAUAUAACUGAGUCAACAUCAGUGGACGUGUUGCUGACCAACCUCAUUAAGGGGAAUCUGCUUCCCUCUGCACUCCUCUGGAUCACCACCCGACCAGCAGCAGCCAAUCAGAUCCCUCCUGAGUGCAUACACCAGGUAACAGAGGUGCGAGGGUUUAAUGAUACACAGAAGGAGGAGUACUUCAGGAAGAGAGUCAGUGAUGAGAAAACAGCUGACAGAAUUAUCGCACACAUUAAAUCAUCAAGGAGUCUCUACAUCAUGUGUCACAUUCCAGUCUUCUGUUGGAUUUCUGCUACUGUUAUGGAGGCAACGUUAAAUGAAGAAGACAGUGGAGAAAUCCCCAAAACUCUGACUGAUAUGUACACACACUUCCUGCUGCUUCAGACUACUUUGAAGAAUCAGAAGUAUCAGGUGAGAAAGGAAACCACUCCACAAGGUCUGCUGCAGUCAGACAGAGAGAUGAUAAUGAAACUGGGGGAGCUGGCUUUCCAACACCUGAAGGAUGGCAAUCUCAUAUUCUAUGAAGAAGAUCUGAGGAAGGUUGGCAUUGAUGUCAGUGCAGCUUCUGUCCACUCUGGGCUGUGCACAGAAAUAUUCAAAGAGGAGUCAUUUUCAGAGAUGUACCGAGGCAGAGUGUUCAGUUUCAUACACCUGAGCAUCCAGGAGUACCUGGCUGCUCUGUAUGUGUUCGUCUCCUACAGAACCAGCAAGACAAAUCUGCUUGACCAAAGCCCCACUGAGAAGGCAAACAGGCGCUCUGAGGAAACCUCUUUAUUUAACUUGCACAGGAUGGCUGUGGAUCAGGCCUCACAGAGUCAGAGUGGGCACCUUGACCUUUUCCUCCGGUUCCUGCUUGGCCUCUCUCUGGACUCCAAUCAGAUUCUCUUACAAGGCCUGACAGAGACAGGAAGCAUCAUUGGCACAGUGAGCCCUGUCUUUCGCAGUCUGCAGUCCCAACCACAAAGCACCUCAAAGAGCACCCAGAAAACGCUACAGUACAUUAAGGAGAAUAUCAAGAAGAAUCUCUCUGCAGAGAGGACCAUAAAUCUUUUCCACUGUCUGAAUGAACUGAAUGACAAUACUCUAGUGAAGGAAGUCGAGGGAUUUCUGAGCUCAGGAGGUAUUGACAGAAGCAAACUCACACCCACACAACUUUCGGCUCUGGUCUUUGUGUUGCUGAAGUCAGAAGAGGAUCUGGAUGAGUUUGACUUCGGAAAGUACAAAAGAUCAGAGAGCGGGUUCCUUCGUAUGCUACCAGUGGUGAAAUUCUCCAGAAAAGCUCUGUUGCAACAGUGUAACCUCACAGAGAAAUGUUGUGAUGUGCUGGCCUCAGCUCUCAGCUCAAACCCCUCUCACCUGAGAGAGCUGCAACUGAGUGAAAAUCACCUGAAGGAUUCAGGAGUGGAGCUGCUCUCUGCUGGACUGAGGAAUCCACACUGCAGACUGGAGAUCCUGGGGUUACAAGGGUGUAAACUCACAGAGAAAUGCUGUGAUGCGCUGGCCUCAGCUCUCAGCUCAAACUCCUCACACCUGAGAGAGCUGCACCUGAGUGAAAAUCACCUGCAGGAUUCAGGAGUGGAGCUGCUCUCUGCUGGACUGAGGAAUCCACACUGCAGACUGGAGAUCCUGGGGUUACAAGGGUGUAAACUCACAGAGAAAUGCUGUGAUGCGCUGGCCUCAGCUCUCAGCUCAAACCCCUCUCACCUGAGAGAGCUGGACCUGAGUAACAAUCACCUGCAGGAUUCAGGAGUGGAGCUGCUCUCUGCUAGACUGAGGAAUCCACACUGCAGGCUAGAAAUACUGAGGAUGCAAAGGUGUAAACUCACAGAGAAAUGCUGUGAUGUGCUGGCCUCAGCUCUCAGCUCAAACCCCUCUCACCUGAGAGAGCUGCAGCUGAGUGACAAUGACCUGCAGGAUUCAGGAGUGGAGCUGCUCUCUGCUGGACUGAGGAAUCCACACUGCAGACUGGAGAUCCUGGGGUUACAAAGGUGUAAACUCACAGAGAAAUGUUGUGAUGCGCUGGCCUCAGCUCUCAGCUCAAACCCCUCUCACAUGAGAAAGCUGUACCUGAGUGAAAAUCACCUGCAGGAUUCAGGAGUGAAUCAGCUCUCUGCUGGACUGAGGAAUCCACACUGCAGACUGGAGAUACUGCGGUUGCGAGGGUGUGAACUCACAGAGAAAUGCUGUGAUGCACUGGCCUCAGCUCUCAGCUCAAACUCCUCUCACCUGAGAGAGCUGGACCUGAGUGACAAUGACCUGCAGGAUUCAGGAGUGAAGCUGCUCUCUGCUGGACUGAGGAAUCCACACUGCAGACUGGAGAUACUGAGGCUAUGGCUGUGUAAACUCACAGAGAAAUGCUGUGAUGUGCUGGCCUCAGCUCUCAGCUCAAACCCCUCUCACCUGAAAGAGCUGCACCUGAGUAACAAUGACCUGAAGGAUUCAGGAGUGAAGCUGCUCUGUGCUGGACUGAGGAAUCCACACUGCAGACUGGAGAUACUGAGGAUGCAAAGGUGUAAACUCACGGAGAAAUGCUGUGAUGUGCUGGCCUCAGCUCUCAGCUCAAUCCCCUCUCACCUGAAAGAGCUGGACCUGAGUUUUAAUGACCUGAAGGAUUCAGGAGUGGAGCUGCUCUCUGAUGGACUGAGGAAUCCACACUGUAAACUGGAGAAACUGAGUCUGUGUAAGUGUGGCGUCACAGAGACAGGCUGUGCUCACCUGGCCUCGGCUGUGUGUUCAAACCCCUCACACCUGAGAGAGCUGAAUCUCAGAGCAAAUGACUUGCAGGGGGGUGAAGAGAAGCUCUUCUCUGCCAUACAAAAUGAUCCAGGAUGCAACUUGAGUGUGUUGCUGGAAUAGUGAAGGAGCUGCAGAUAAACCAGGCAGCAGAAAUUUUACAGAUUCCUUUUUUGAUUCUCAAAUGAAGUGGCACGUGAAGAAUGGAUUAUAUUAUUAUCCUUGUCAGUACAAUAAGUACAGUACAGUAUGUUCUUUCAAUACCUCAUACUGUACUGUCCUGUUCACAUUACAAGAACUUUGAGGGCCGCGACCAGUUUAAACCUGUAAAUUCUCAGAUCACAGCAUCAGCUGGAAACCUCCACUCAGUUAAUAUAUGUCAAACCGGUAGGGGGCUGUCCUCCCGAAAAUGUGGUUUGAGGUGGGUUUAAGAGGUUGGUUGAACUUACUGUAAAAUAAAGUUUCUUCCGACAAGUUAAAUAUAUACUUCAAUAUAUACAGAAGACCUGGCAGUAGUACUAAAAUGAAUGAAACAGUUGAAGGUUGAUUCAUGAAGAGAUGCUGAUAAUUGCGGGUGGCUAAGUUAAGAGGAAUAAAUCAAUAAUGAGGAUGAUGAUGUGGCUAUCGAACUAGUGUGUC